GGGGCGUGGCCGGGCCGGGGAGGAAGGCCAGGCGGCCGGAGAGGAGAGGCGAGAAGCGGGCAGAGAGGCGCCUUCCGUCCCCUUCCCUUCUGUCCCGAAGAGAGCCAAAGGCGAUCCGUCCGAAGGGAGGAGACCCCGCUCGGCGCAGAGAUGGCCUUUGUCUCCACGCAAGGGCCCACGGUGGUCGACCAGACCACGCUGAUGAAGAAAUACCUCCAGUUCGUGGCCGCCCUCACGGACGUCAACACGCCCGAUGAAACCAAGCUGAAGAUGAUGCAAGAAGUCAGUGAAAAUUUCGAGAACGUGACCUCGUCCCCGCAGUAUUCCACCUUCCUGGAGCACAUCAUCCCGCGCUUCCUCACCUUCCUCCAGGACGGGGAGGUGCAGUUCCUGCAGGAGAAGCCGGCACAGCAACUCAGGAAGUUGGUCCUGGAGAUAAUCCACCGGAUCCCGACCAACGAGCACCUUCGCCCACACACAAAGAACAUCCUGUCCGUGAUGUUCAGGUUUCUAGAGACGGAGAACGAAGAAAACGUCCUGAUUUGCUUGAGAAUCAUCAUCGAGCUGCACAAACAGUUCCGGCCUCCCAUCACCCAAGAGAUUCAUCAUUUUUUGGAUUUUGUGAAGCAGAUUUACAAAGAACUCCCUAAAGUGGUGAAUCGCUACUUCGAGAACCCGCAGGUCAUCCCCGAAAACACGGUCCCCACCCCGGAGAUGGUGGGCAUGAUCACCACUAUCGUCGUGAAGGUCAACCCCGAACGGGACGACAGCGAGACCAGGACGCAUUCGAUCAUCCCGCGAGGCUCCCUCUCCCUGAAGGUCCUGGCCGAGCUGCCCAUCAUUGUCGUCCUCAUGUAUCAGCUAUACAAACUGAACAUCCACAACGUGGUGGCUGAAUUCGUGCCCUUGAUCAUGAAUACGAUUAUUAUCCAGGUGUCCACGCAAGCAAGGCAGCACAAACUCUACAACAAAGAGCUGUACGCGGACUUCAUCGCCGCACAGAUCAAAACGUUAUCCUUCUUGGCUUACAUCAUCCGAAUUUACCAGGAGUUGGUGGCCAAGUAUUCGCAGCAGAUGGUGAAAGGGAUGUUGCAGCUGUUGUCAAACUGUCCUGCCGAGACGGCUCACCUGAGGAAGGAGCUCCUCAUUGCAGCCAAGCACAUUCUCACCACGGAUUUGAGGAGCCAGUUCAUCCCAUGCAUGGACAAGCUGUUUGACGAAUCCAUCCUCAUCGGCUCUGGAUACACGGCCCGCGAAACUCUGAGGCCCCUCGCCUACAGCACGCUGGCGGAUCUGGUCCAUCACGUCCGGCAGCACUUGCCGCUCAACGACCUCUCUCUCGCCGUCCAGUUAUUUGCCAAGAACAUCGACGACGAGUCCUUGCCCAGCAGCAUCCAGACCAUGUCGUGCAAGCUCCUGCUGAACCUGGUGGAUUGCAUCCGCUCCAAGAGCGAGCAGGAAAACGGAAACGGGCGAGACAUCCUCAUGCGCAUGUUGGAGGUCUUUGUCCUGAAAUUCCACACCAUCGCCCGCUACCAGCUGUCCCUCAUCUUCAAGAAGUGCAAGCCGCAGUCGGAGCUGGGGGCGGCGGAGGCGGCCUUGCCGGGCGUCCCGCCGGGGGGAAGCUCCGCCCCCGCCCCGCCCCCUCCCCCGCCCCCCCCCUCCGCGGCCCCCCCGGCGACCCCGGGCCCCGCCUUUGAGAAGCAAGGCGAGAAGGAGAAGGAGGACAAGCAGACCUUCCAAGUCACCGACUGCCGGAGCCUGGUCAAGACCCUGGUCUGCGGCGUCAAGACCAUCACCUGGGGCAUCACCUCCUGCAAAGCACCCGGCGAAGCACAGUUCAUUCCCAAUAAGCAGCUGCAACCGAAAGAGACCCAGAUUUACAUCAAGCUGGUCAAAUAUGCCAUGCAGGCCUUGGAUAUUUAUCAGGUUCAGAUAGCUGGAAACGGGCAGACGUACAUCCGGGUGGCCAACUGCCAGACGGUCCGGAUGAAAGAGGAGAAGGAGGUCCUGGAGCACUUUGCCGGCGUCUUCACCAUGAUGAACCCCUUGACUUUCAAGGAGAUCUUCCAGACGACCGUCCCGUACAUGGUGGAACGCAUCUCGAAGAACUACGCCCUCCAGAUUGUGGCCAAUUCCUUCCUGGCCAACCCAACGACUUCGGCUCUUUUUGCAACCAUCCUGGUGGAAUACCUUCUGGACCGGCUGCCCGAAAUGGGCUCCAACGUGGAGCUGUCCAACCUGUACCUCAAGCUCUUCAAGCUGGUCUUCGGCUCCGUCUCGCUCUUUGCGGCCGAGAACGAACAGAUGCUGAAGCCGCACCUGCACAAGAUCGUGAACAGCUCCAUGGAGCUGGCCCAGACGGCCAAGGAGCCCUACAACUACUUCCUGCUGCUCCGGGCGCUCUUCCGGUCCAUCGGCGGAGGGAGCCACGACCUCCUCUACCAGGAGUUCCUCCCUUUGCUGCCAAACUUACUCCAAGGUCUGAACAUGCUGCAGAGCGGCCUGCACAAGCAGCACAUGAAGGACCUCUUUGUGGAGCUUUGCCUCACCGUCCCGGUCCGGCUGAGCUCCCUCCUGCCCUACUUGCCCAUGCUGAUGGAUCCGCUGGUCUCGGCCCUGAACGGCUCCCAGACGCUGGUCAGCCAAGGCCUGCGGACCCUCGAGCUGUGCGUGGACAACCUGCAGCCGGACUUCCUCUACGACCACAUCCAGCCCGUGCGCGCAGAGCUCAUGCAGGCCUUGUGGCGGACGCUGCGCAACCCGGCUGAGACCAUCUCCCACGUGGCCUAUCGCGUGCUGGGCAAGUUUGGCGGCAGCAACCGGAAGAUGCUGAAGGAGUCGCAGAAGCUGCAGUACAUCGUGACAGAGAUCCAAGGGCCCAGCAUCACCGCCGAGUUCUCCGACUGCAAGGCCUCCAUCCAGCUCCCCAUGGAGAAGGCCAUUGAGACGGCCUUGGACUGCUUGAAGAGCGCCAACACGGAGCCGUAUUACCGGAGACAGGCCUGGGAGGUGAUCAAGUGCUUCCUGGUGGCCAUGAUGAGCCUGGACGACAACAAGCACGCCUUGUAUCAGCUCCUUGCCCAUCCCAAUUUCACGGAGAAGUCCAUUCCCAGUGUGAUCAUUUCCCACCGGUACAAAGCCCAAGACACGCCGGCGCGCAAGACCUUCGAGCAAGCGCUGACCGGGGCGUUCAUGUCGGCCGUGAUCAAGGACCUGCGCCCCAGCGCGCUCCCCUUCGUGGCCAGCCUUAUCCGCCAUUACACCAUGGUGGCCGUGGCACAGCAGUGCGGUCCGUUCCUGCUGCAGUGCUACCAGGUGGGGAGCCAGCCCAGCACGGCCAUGUUCCACAGCGAGGAGAACGGGUCCAAAGGCAUGGACCCCUUGGUGCUGAUCGACGCCAUCGCCAUCUGCAUGGCCUACGAGGAGAAGGAGCUCUGCAAGAUCGGGGAGGUCGCCCUGGCCGUCAUCUUCGACGUCGCCAGCAUCAUCCUGGGCUCCAAGGAAAGGGCUUGUCAGCUGCCCUUGUUCUCGUACAUCGUGGAGCGCCUGUGCGCCUGCUGCUAUGAGCAGGCCUGGUACGCCAAGCUGGGCGGCGUGGUGUCCAUCAAGUUCCUCAUGGAGCGGCUGCCUCUCAUCUGGGUCCUCCAGAACCAGCAGACCUUCCUCAAAGCCCUGCUUUUCGUCAUGAUGGACCUCACCGGAGAGGUGUCGAACGGCGCUGUGGCCAUGGCCAAAACCACGCUGGAGCAGCUCCUGAUCCGUUGUGCGACUCCACUGAAGGAUGAGGAGAAGGCGGAGGACAUCCUGGCCGCCCAGGAAAAGUCCUUCCACCACGUCACCCACGACCUGGUCCGCGAGGUCACCUCCCCCAACUCCACCGUGCGCAAGCAAGCCAUGCACUCCUUGCAGGUCCUGGCGCAAGUCACCGGGAAGAGCGUCACCGUCAUCAUGGAGCCGCACAAAGAGGUGCUCCAAGACAUGGUUCCUCCGAAGAAGCACCUGCUUCGGCACCAGCCUGCGAACGCCCAGAUUGGCUUGAUGGAGGGGAACACGUUCUGCACCACGCUGCAGCCCCGGCUCUUCACCAUGGACCUCAAUGUGGUGGAACACAAGGUCUUUUAUACAGAGCUUCUGAAUUUGUGUGAGGCCGAAGACAGCGCCUUGAUGAAGCUGCCUUGCUACAAGAGCCUCCCCUCCCUGGUCCCGCUCCGCAUUGCUGCGCUGAAUGCCUUAGCCGCUUGCAAUUACUUGCCUCAGUCGAGAGAGAAAAUCAUUGCUGCUCUGUUCAAGGCACUUAACUCAACAAACAAUGAACUCCAGGAGGCCGGAGAGGCCUGCAUGAGGAAGUUUCUGGAAGGCGCGACCAUCGAGGUGGACCAGAUCCACACGCACAUGAGGCCACUGCUGAUGAUGCUGGGCGACUACCGGAGCCUGACGCUCAACGUGGUGAACCGGCUGACCUCGGUGACCAGGCUCUUCCCAAACUCCUUCAACGACAAGUUCUGCGACCAAAUGAUGCAACACUUGCGUAAAUGGAUGGAAGUCGUUGUCAUUACUCACAAGGGAGGACAGAGGAGUGAUGGAAACGAGAGCAUUUCCGAGUGCGGGAGAUGUUCCUUGUCUCCAUUCUCUCAGUUUGAGCCUGCCAUGGAAGGGGUAGAGGAAAUGAAGAUUUGCUCGGCCAUUAUAAACCUAUUCCAUCUGAUCCCGGCUGCUCCUCAGACGCUCGUUAAGCCCUUGCUCGAAGUUGUGAUGAAAACGGAACGGGCCAUGCUGAUCGAGGCUGGCAGUCCCUUCAGAGAGCCAUUAAUAAAGUUUCUGACGCGCCACCCUUCUCAGACGGUGGAGCUGUUUAUGAUGGAAGCCACCUUGAACGACCCACAGUGGAGCAGAAUGUUUAUGAGUUUUUUGAAACAUAAAGAUGCGAAACCUCUGCGCGACGUCCUGGCCGCCAACCCCAACCGCUUCAUCACGCUGUUGUUGCCCGGCGGUACUCAAGCGGCCGUCCGGCCGGGCUCUCCCAGCACCAGCACCAUGCGGCUCGACCUCCAGUUUCAGGCCAUCAAGAUAAUAAGCAUCAUAGUGAAGAACGACGAGUGCUGGCUGGCCAACCAGCACUCCCUGGUGAGCCAGCUGCGGCGCGUCUGGGUCAGCGAAGCCUUCCAGGAGCGGCACCGGAAGGAAAACAUGGCCGCCACCAACUGGAAGGAGCCCAAACUCCUGGCCUAUUGCCUGUUGAAUUAUUGCAAGAGGAAUUACGGGGACAUCGAGCUGCUCUUCCAGCUGCUCCGGGCCUUCACGGGCCGCUUCCUCUGCAACAUGACCUUCCUGAAGGAGUACAUGGAGGAGGAGAUCCCCAAGAACUACACGAUCGCCCAGAAGCGGGCCCUCUUCUUCCGCUUUGUCGACUUUGCCGACCCCAACUUUGGAGAUGAGCUGAAGGCCAAGGUCCUGCAACACAUUCUGAACCCAGCGUUCUUGCACAGUUUUGAAAAAGGGGAAGGAGAGCAGCUGCUGGGCCCCCCCAACCCGGAAGGAGACAACCCCGAAAGCAUCACCAGCGUCUUCAUCACAAAGGUUCUCGACCCCGAGAAGCAAGCAGACAUGCUGGACUCUCUCCGGAUCUACCUCCUGCAGUUUGCAACGCUCUUGGUGGAGCACGCCCCGCACCACAUCCACGACAACAACAAGAACCGCAACAGCAAACUGCGGCGACUCAUGACCUUUGCUUGGCCAUGCCUGCUCUCCAAGGCCUGCGUGGACCCGGCCUGCAAGUACAGCGGGCACCUGCUCCUGGCGCACAUCAUCGCCAAGUUCGCCAUCCACAAGAAAAUCGUGUUGCAGGUCUUCCACAGCCUCCUGAAGGCUCACGCCAUGGAAGCGCGGGCCAUUGUGAGGCAAGCCAUGGCGAUCCUGACGCCCGCGGUCCCGGCCCGGAUGGAGGACGGUCACCAGAUGUUGACCCACUGGACGAGGAAGAUCAUCGUGGAAGAGGGCCACACCGUCCCACAGCUCGUCCACAUUUUGCACUUAAUUGUCCAGCACUUCAAGGUUUACUACCCGGUGAGACACCACUUGGUGCAGCACAUGGUGAGCGCCAUGCAGAGGCUGGGCUUCACCCCCAGCGUCACCAUCGAGCAGAGGAAGCUGGCCGUGGAUCUGGCAGAAGUGGUCAUCAAGUGGGAAUUGCAGCGCAUCAAAGACCAACAACCUGAUUCUGACAUGGAUCCGGGGUCCAGCGGUGAGGGGUCGGGUUCGGCCUCGGCGGGGGUCAAGAGGGGCCUCUCGGUCGAUUCUGGCCAAGAAGUGAAGCGUUUCCGGACUGCGACGGGUGGCAUCAGCGCUGUAUUUGGGCGCAGCCAGUCCUUGCCGGGAGCGGAUGCCCUCCUGUCGAAGCCCAUUGACAAGCAGCACACGGACACCGUCAUCAACUUCCUGAUUCGGAUUGCCUGCCAGGUAAACGACAACUCGAACACGGCUGGCUCUCCGGGAGAACUGCUUUCCCGGCGCUGCGUCAACCUCCUGAAGACGGCUCUGCGUCCAGACAUGUGGCCCAAAUCGGAGCUCAAACUGCAGUGGUUUGAUAAGCUUUUAAUGACUGUGGAGCAGCCCAACCAGGCCAACUUUGCCAAUAUCUGCACCGGCCUGGAAGUCCUCAGCUUCCUCCUGACCGUCUUGCAGUCUCCGGCGAUUCUGAGCAGCUUCAAGCCCUUGCAGCGCGGAAUCGCCUCUUGCAUGACGUGCGGGAACACCAAGGUCCUGAGAGCCGUCCACACUUUGCUGUCGCGCCUGAUGAGCAACUUCCCGACAGAACCAAGUACCUCGAGCGUUGCCUCCAAGUACGAAGAACUCGAGUGUCUUUACGCGGCCGUCGGGAAGGUUAUUUACGAAGGACUUACUAAUUAUGAGAAAGCAACGAAUGCCAACCCUUCUCAACUUUUUGGCACCUUGAUGAUUUUGAAGUCGGCCUGCAGCAACAACCCCAGCUACAUCGACAGGUUGAUUUCGGUCUUCAUGAGGUCCCUCCAGAAGAUGGUGCGGGAACACUUGAACCAGCAGUCGCAAGCCGGGACUCCCGAAGCAAACACAGCUGGCACGAGUGAACUGGUGAUGCUGAGCUUGGAUUUGGUGAAAACCCGCCUGGCGGUGAUGAGCAUGGAAAUGAGGAAGAACUUCAUCCAAGCCAUCCUGACCUCGCUCAUUGAGAAAUCCAACGACGCCAAAAUCCUCCGGGCUGUGGUGAAGAUCGUGGAAGAGUGGGUGAAGAACAACUCCUCCUUGGCUGCGAACCAGACGCCCACCCUCCGAGAGAAGUCCAUUCUGCUGGUGAAGAUGAUGACCUACAUGGAGAAACGUUUCCCGGAGGACCUUGAAUUAAACGCCCAGUUCUUAGACCUUGUUAACUAUGUCUACAGGGAUGAAAGCCUUUCCGGGAGCGAGCUGACGGCGAAGCUGGAGCCGGCCUUCCUGUCGGGGCUUCGGUGUGCUCAGCCUCUCAUCAGAGCCAAAUUCUUCGAGGUUUUCGACAAUUCCAUGAAGCGCCGCGUCUACGAGCGCCUGCUUUACAUCACCUGCUCCCAGAACUGGGAGGCAAUGGGAAACCAUUUUUGGAUCAAGCAGUGCAUCGAGCUUCUGUUGGCUGUGUGUGAACGAAACACAACCAUCGGGACCAGUUGCCAAGGCGCCAUGCUGCCGUCCAUCACGAACGUGAUCAACCUUGCGGAUAGUCACGACCGGGCCGCGUUUGCAAUGGUGACCCACGUCAAGCAAGAGCCCCGCGAAAGAGAAAACAGCGAGUCCAAGGAAGAGGACGUGGAGAUCGACAUCGAGCUGGCUCCGGGGGACCAGGCGAGCACCCCCAAGACCAAGGAGCUUUCCGAGAAGGACAUCGGCAACCAGCUGCACAUGCUGACCAACCGGCACGACAAAUUCCUGGACUCCCUGCGAGAAGUGAAGACGGGUGCGCUGCUGAGUGCCUUUGUGCAGCUCUGCCACAUCUCCACCCCGUUGGCCGAGAAGACCUGGAUCCAGCUGUUCUCCAGGUUGUGGAAGAUCUUGUCCGAUAGGCAGCAGCAUGCGCUGGCGGGGGAGAUCAGCCCGUUCCUGUGCAGCGGGAGCCACCAGGCGCAGCGCGACUGCCAGCCGAGCGCGCUGAACUGCUUUGUGGAGGGCCUGUCGCAGUGCGUGCCGCCCAUCCCCAUCCGGCCCUGCGUGCUCAAGUACCUGGGCAAGACCCACAACCUCUGGUUCCGCUCCACGCUCAUGCUGGAGCACCAGGCCUUCGAGAAGGGCCUCAGCCUCCAGAUCAAGCCCAAGCAGAGCGCCGCCGAGUUCUACGAGCAGGAGAGCAUCACCCCGCCCCAGCAGGAGAUCCUCGACUCCCUGGCGGAGCUGUACUCCUUGCUGCAGGAGGAGGACAUGUGGGCCGGCCUCUGGCAGAAGCGCUGCAAGUUCCCAGAGACGGCGACUGCCAUUGCUUACGAACAGCAUGGCUUCUUUGAACAGGCUCAGGAGACUUACGAAAAAGCCAUGGAGAAAGCCAAGAAGGAGCACGACAGAAACAAUGCUUCCCCUGCUAUUUUCCCUGAGUAUCAACUUUGGGAGGACCACUGGAUUCGGUGCUCCAAAGAGUUGAACCAGUGGGAAGCGCUGACCGAGUACGGGCAGUCGAAGGGCCACAUCAACCCCUACCUGGUCCUGGAGUGUGCCUGGCGCGUCUCCAACUGGACGGCCGUGAAGGAGGCCUUGGUGCAGGUGGAGCUGAGCUGCCCCAAGGAGAUGGCCUGGAAGGUGAACAUGUACCGGGGCUUCUUGGCCAUCUGCCACCCAGAAGAGCAGCAGCUGAACUUCAUUGAGCGCCUGGUGGAGAUGGCCAGCGGGUUGGCCAUCCGCGAAUGGCGGAGGCUCCCCCAGGUGGUCUCCCACGUCCACACGCCCCUCCUACAGGCAGCACAACAGAUCAUUGAACUCCAAGAAGCCGCCCAGAUCAACGCGGGGCUGCAGCCGGCCAACCUGGGCCGCAACAACAGCCUGCACGACAUGAAGACGGUGGUGAAGACCUGGCGGAACCGGCUGCCCAUCGUCUCGGACGACCUGUCCCACUGGAGCAGCAUUUUCAUGUGGCGGCAGCAUCACUACCAGGCCAUCGUGGGUGCGUACCACAACAGCUCUCAGCACGAUCCCAGUUCCAACAACGCCAUGCUGGGGGUCCAUGCUUCGGCCUCGGCCAUCAUCCAGUACGGGAAGAUCGCCCGGAAGCAAGGCCUGGUCAACGUGGCCCUCGACAUCCUGACUCGCAUCCACACCAUCCCAACGGUCCCGAUCGUGGAUUGCUUCCAGAAGAUCCGGCAGCAAGUCAAGUGCUACCUGCAGCUGGCCGGAGUCCUGGGCAAAAACGAAUGCAUGCAGGGCCUGGAGGUCAUUGAGUCAACGAACCUGAAGUAUUUCACUAAGGAGAUGACGGCCGAGUUCUACGCAUUGAAGGGGAUGUUCUUGGCUCAGAUCAACAAGUCCGAGGAGGCCAACAAAGCCUUCUCGGCGGCCGUCCAGAUGCACGACGUGCUGGUGAAGGCCUGGGCCAUGUGGGGAGACUACCUGGAGAACAUCUUCGUCAAGGAGCGACAGCUGCACCUCGGCGUCUACGCCAUCACCUGCUACCUGCACGCCUGCCGCCACCAGAACGAAAGCAAGUCCAGGAAGUAUCUGGCCAAAGUCCUUUGGCUGCUCAGCUUCGACGACGACAAGAACACGCUGGCGGAUGCGGUGGACAAGUACUGCAUUGGCGUCCCCCCGAUCCAGUGGCUGGCCUGGAUCCCACAGCUGCUGACCUGCUUGGUUGGGUCCGAGGGCAAGCUGCUCUUGAACCUUAUCAGCCAGGUUGGGCGUGUCUACCCGCAAGCGGUCUACUUCCCCAUCCGAACCCUUUACUUGACGCUGAAGAUCGAGCAGCGGGAACGCUACAAAAGCGAUUCGGGGCAGCAGCAGCCGAGUUCUGUGGGGAGCCAGUCCCACUCGGCUUCGGACCCGGGCCCCAUCCGCGCCACCGCACCCAUGUGGCGCUGCAGCCGCAUCAUGCACAUGCAGCGGGAAUUGCACCCCACGCUCCUCUCCUCGCUCGAGGGCAUCGUGGACCAGAUGGUCUGGUUCAGAGAAAACUGGCACGAGGAGGUCCUUCGGCAGCUGCAGCAGGGUCUGGCCAAGUGCUACUCAGUGGCCUUCGAGAAGAGCGGCGCCGUUUCGGACGCCAAGAUCACUCCGCACACCCUCAACUUCGUCAAGAAGCUGGUCAGCACCUUUGGCGUCGGCCUGGAGAACGUCUCCAACGUCUCCACCAUGUUCUCCAGUGCGGCCUCCGAGUCCCUGGCCCGGCGAGCUCAGGCCACGGCCCAGGACCCCGUCUUCCAGAAACUCAAAGGCCAGUUCACCACCGACUUCGACUUCAGCGUGCCGGGCUCCAUGAAGCUCCACAACCUCAUUUCGAAGCUGAAGAAGUGGAUCAAGAUCCUGGAGGCGAAGACCAAGCAGCUGCCCAAGUUCUUCCUCAUUGAGGAGAAGUGCCGCUUCCUGAGCAACUUCUCCGCCCAGACGGCCGAGGUGGAGAUUCCCGGGGAGUUCCUCAUGCCGAAGCCCACCCACUACUACAUCAAGAUAGCACGCUUUAUGCCCAGGGUGGAGAUCGUCCAAAAGCACAACACGGCCGCCCGAAGGCUCUAUAUCCGGGGCCACAACGGGAAGAUCUACCCCUACCUGGUCAUGAACGACGCCUGCCUGACCGAGUCGCGCAGGGAAGAGCGGGUCCUGCAGCUCCUCCGCCUCCUGAACCCGUGCCUGGAGAAGAGGAAGGAGACCACCAAGAGGCACCUCUUCUUCACAGUCCCCCGAGUGGUGGCGGUCUCUCCACAGAUGCGCCUGGUGGAAGACAACCCUUCCUCGCUCUCUCUUGUGGAGAUCUACAAGCAGCGUUGCGCCAAGAAGGGGAUCGAGCACGACAGCCCCAUCUCACGCUACUACGACAGGCUGGCCACUGUCCAAGCGCGAGGGACCCAGGCCAGCCACCAGGUCCUCCGUGACAUCCUGAAAGAAGUGCAGGGCAACAUGGUGCCACGCAGCAUGCUGAAGGAAUGGGCACUGCACACUUUCCCAAAUGCCACCGACUACUGGACGUUCCGGAAAAUGUUCACCAUCCAACUCGCCCUGAUUGGCUUUGCAGAAUUCGUUUUCCACUUGAAUCGGCUGAACCCUGAGAUGCUUCAGAUUGCACAGGAUACUGGCAAGCUGAAUGUGGCCUACUUCCGGUUCGAUAUCAACGACGCCACCGGGGACCUGGAUGCCAACCGCCCCGUUCCGUUCCGACUCACGCCAAACAUUUCGGAGUUCCUCACCACCAUCGGCGUGUCCGGCCCACUCACCGCCUCUAUGAUUGCCGUCGCACGCUGUUUCGCGCAGCCAAACUUCAAGGUGGACGGCAUCCUGAAGACGGUUCUGCGGGACGAAAUCAUUGCCUGGCACAAGAAGACCCAGGAGGACACCUCUUCGCCACUCUCGGCGGCCGGGCAGCCGGAGAACAUGGACAGCCAGCAGCUGGUGUCACUGGUCCAGAAAGCGGUGACGGCCAUCGUGACACGGUUGCACAACCUGGCGCAGUUCGAAGGUGGCGAGAGCAAGGUCAACACGCUGGUGGCAGCCGCAAAUAGCCUGGACAACCUCUGCCGCAUGGACCCCGCCUGGCACCCCUGGCUCUAGCGAGAUGAGAAAACAUGGCCGGCUUGGCCUCCGUCGCUCCUCCAUCUCCAUCCAUCUCCAUCCCACCUUCUCGGCCCGUUUGUUUGGUGUUCUCAUGUUUACAAUCGUGCCUCGAUAUUCCCGUGACGCCUUUCUCAUUGUUUUGCAUGCUUCAGCGCGUGGGAAAUAUCGGGAACUUCUCAGAGCAAUUGCGUUUUUUUUUAUACCAGAAGGGAGAAUCCUGAUCCAAUUUCUCCAGGUAUUAUGUGAACUCGUUUUUUUUUUUUUUUUUUACAAAAAUGUGAAAUUGUUGUUAUUAUUAUUGUUUUAGGUGUUUCCUCCAUGGUUUUCCUUUCGAGGGGUACAAACACCGAUCAACAUACCAUUUUUAAACCGCUCAGAAACAUACUGAGUCAAAGUGGGAUUGUAUACAAAGUUGUAUACAAAACAAAAUACAAAAUUGUAUAUAAAAUUGUAUACAAAAUCAAAUACAAAAUUGGAUACAAAAUCAUUUUUGUGACUCGUUGGAAGCUACAGAUCAAAUUCUACCAGAACAAGAAAAAAGUUGUGUGGUUUUUGGGAGGCAUUUUUUUGCAGUCUGGUUUAGUGAAAAAGGGAUAUGACAGAAGUGCAUUUGCCACCCAGACAGAAGACCCAGUCCAGCAAAAAUCAACGAUUAUGUAUUGUAGAGUGGGAUCCUUCCUUUUUCGCCCUUCUCCCCUUUCCCCCGUUUUUCUGUUUCACCCAUUUCAACCCGUGUCGUUUCUACGCCCUUGCAGUGUUGAGAAUGUCCGAGUUCCGAUUUGUACAGAGCCAACUGUUUUUCAAAAUAAAUAAUUUUCUAAACUG
Anolis carolinensis (green anole) is the source of this 12573-nucleotide messenger RNA. It is a transcript of the gene trrap, whose product is annotated as transformation/transcription domain associated protein. Gene Ontology annotation, molecular function: protein binding. The record is from RefSeq and is a predicted model, not a curated record. Gene Ontology annotation, cellular component: NuA4 histone acetyltransferase complex; nucleus; SAGA complex. Gene Ontology annotation, biological process: regulation of DNA-templated transcription; DNA repair. Lineage: Eukaryota; Metazoa; Chordata; Lepidosauria; Squamata; Anolidae.